GUCAUACAUACCCUCCUACUGUGACAUCGUGACAGUCACGUACAAUUGCGUUAACGGGACUUUGUGUAGCUUCAUCGAUAACCUCCUGGACGCCUCUGCCAGCAUUGUGCUUGCCGCAAUGGCUGCUCAGCCAACCGUGCAUCAACUAUUCAGACGCCUGGAAACUGUAGGCAAGGGUGCCUAUGGUUCCGUCCAUAAAGGCGUCCACAUACCCACAGGAAAUAUCGUGGCCCUAAAAAUCAUCAACUUAGACACUGCUGACGACGACGUGGAAGCCAUUCAACGCGAAGUAGCUCUAUUAACCCAGCUUCGCGAUGCCCCCAACGUCACCAAGUAUUAUGGUUGUUAUCUUGACGGCCCGCGCGUUUGGAUCGCUAUGGAAUUCGCCCAGGGCGGAAGUGUCCGCACUCUCAUGCAGACUUCUAAGGACCGUGUUCUUGAGGAGCGGUUCAUUGUACUCAUCACCCGUGAGGUUGUCAUUGGGCUCAAUUACCUACAUAAAUCUGCCAUCAUCCAUAGAGACAUCAAAGCCGCUAACAUUCUCAUCACUGCCACCGGUAAAGUUAUGAUUUGCGACUUCGGUGUCUCCGCACUCUCUGCCACAACUACGAGCAAGCGAAACACUCUGAUGGGCACCCCGAAUUGGAUGGCUCCCGAAGUAGCACAGCCAGUGCCAACGUACGAUAGCAAGGCCGAUAUUUGGAGUUUGGGCAUCAUGAUUUAUGAGAUGGUGAAGGGUGCACCUCCUCACUCAGAUCUGAGGGAUGCAAUCAAGGUCAUGCAGUUAAUAACCAAAGUACAACCCCCUCAAUUGGCCGAAGCGGAUGGUAGCAAAGAAAUGCGAGAGCUCGUAUCACACUGUCUCAAAGUCUCUCCAAAUGAGCGAUUUUCUGCUGAUGAAUUACUAAGAACGAAGUGGAUGAAAUCGGUGUCAAAGGCAAACGUGUCUACUUUACGGGAGCUGAUACUCCGGUACGAUGCUUGGAUGAAAAAUGGGGGUACUCGCAAUAGCUUAGCGGAACCGCUCGACUGGGAGAAUGAGGAGAAAAGAGACUUGCAAGGCAUGGUAGAUGAAGAGACAGACCUUUGGGAAUUCGACACAAUAAGACGUCGGACGUUUCAAGCUGCAUUGAAGGAAGAUUUAUUACCGGACACCUUUCCAGCUGACUCAUCACCAUCAGUUCCUACUAUCAAGCCUUCAGCACGAUUACCUACAUCAUUGCGUGGCCUUUUUGAUGAUGACUUUGUGCAUCUUGGAAUCGAAACCUUGCGGGCUCCAAUGCCACCUCCACCACUACGUGAUACUCCGAGCCCAACACCUCUAGCACCUCCUUCUUCAUCACCAUCACGUGAUCGUCCGCCGUUCAAACGUACAUUAGUUAUUGCAGACAGCACAGAUGAUGUUCAGAUGGUCAAAUACAACGAUUUCGCGUUUCCUCCCAGGACAGGUUCUCGAGCUAAAUCGAAACUCUCCAACAAUGUUCCAACUGCUAUGAGCGUGGAAAUGAAAGAGGAAAACACACCUCCAGAGGAGAAGGCUGAAGGUAUAUACGUUUUAAUUGACAUCAGCUGUUGACGAAUUAUUCUUUUCACAAGCUUCUGUUACCGUCAUGGAG
This is a messenger RNA of Suillus fuscotomentosus, 1616 nucleotides long. RefSeq names its product kinase-like domain-containing protein. Lineage: Eukaryota; Fungi; Basidiomycota; Agaricomycetes; Boletales; Suillaceae. Gene Ontology annotation, biological process: protein phosphorylation. Gene Ontology annotation, molecular function: protein kinase activity; ATP binding. The record is from RefSeq and is a predicted model, not a curated record. The transcript has 3 exons. The coding region runs from base 119 to 1576 and encodes 485 amino acids.